AUGCUGGAGAAGGGUGAUGAGAGUAGGGAGAAGGGUGAUGAGAUUAGGGAGAAGGGUGAUGAGAUUAGGGAGAAGGGAGAUGAGAGUAGGAAGAAGGGUGAUGAGAGUAGGGAGAAGGGUGAUGAGAGUAGGGAGAAGGGAGAUGAGAGUCGGGAGAAGGGUGAUGAGAGUAGGGAGGAGGGUGAUGAGAGUAGAAAGAAGGGUGAUGAGAGUAGGGAGAAGGGUGAUGAGAGUAGGGAGAAGGGUGAUGAGAGUAGGGAGAAGGGUGAUGAGAGUAGGGAGAAGGGAGAUGAGAGUAGGGAGAAGGGUGAUGAGAGUAGGGAGAAGGGUGAUAAGAGUAGGGAGAAGGGUGAUGAGAGCACGGAGAAGGGAGAUGAGAGUAGGGAGAAGGGAGAUGAGAGUAGGGAGAAGGGUGAUGAGAGUAGGGAGAAGGGUGAUGAGAGUAGGGAGAAGGGUGAUGAGAGUAGGGAGAAGAGAGAUGAGCCUGCCGACAAAUGCUAA
Messenger RNA from Closterium sp. Naga37s-1, 501 nucleotides. The record is from the annotation of a GenBank genome assembly. Lineage: Eukaryota; Viridiplantae; Streptophyta; Zygnematophyceae; Desmidiales; Closteriaceae.